Messenger RNA from Spinacia oleracea (spinach), 3533 nucleotides. RefSeq names its product pentatricopeptide repeat-containing protein At4g21170. Gene Ontology annotation, molecular function: protein binding. The coding region runs from base 1 to 1752 and encodes 583 amino acids. NCBI's taxonomy places the organism in Eukaryota, Viridiplantae, Streptophyta, Magnoliopsida, Caryophyllales, Amaranthaceae. The record is from RefSeq and is a predicted model, not a curated record. The transcript is spliced from 4 exons.
AUGUUCCGCACGAACACACUCCACAGUUACCAUUUCAUCAAAAACUUUUGUUCAAAAUCAACACCAAUCUCUUCACCAACUUCAUCUGCUUGGAGAAUCAAAGCCAAAGAACGCCAAUUAAUCUCACAAGUCUCCUCAAUCCUCCUUCAAAGACACAAUUGGCAAUCCCUUCUCAAAACCCUUUACCUCUCUCCUAAAUUAACCCCAACAAUCUUCCUUCAAAUCCUCCACAAAACCCAAGAAAACCCCCAAAUUUCCCUCAAUUUCUUCAACUGGGCAAAAUCAAAUCUUGUUGGGUUUCAACCAGACCUCAAAAUCCACUGCAAAAUCUACCAGAUUUUAAUCGGGUCGGUUGAAACCCACCCAGUUAAACCCAUCUUGGAUUCGUUCAUUGGGGUGGAGCCAUCAACCUAUGUUGUGUGUUCUAUGAUUCAAGCUUGUAAAGGUACAAACUUGCACCCUCUUGCUUUUAGUUCAAUUAUAGAGUGCUAUGCUGAAAAGGGAUUUUAUUUUGAUGGCUUAAAAGUGUAUAGGGAAAUUAUAUCAUAUGGUUAUUUACCUAAAAUUAGUUGUUUGAAUGUUAUGCUUGAUGUUCUAGACAAUACUGGUGAGUUCAAAUUGGGAUAUUGUUUAUAUGGUUCAAUGAUUCGAAACAGGAUUGUGUCAAAUAUGAAUACUUGGACUGUUAUUGCUAGGAUUCUUUGUAAGAAUGGGAAAUUUGACAAUGUUGUUAGGCUAUUGGAAUCGGGUGUUUGUAAUUCGGCUAUUUUCGAUUUAGUAAUAGAUGGUUAUAGCAGAAUUGGUAACUUUGAAGCUGCAAUUGAUCAUGUAAAUAAGAUGUGUGAAAGGAACCUUGAGGCGGGGUUGUUCACCUAUGGCUCUAUUCUUGAUGGAGCUUGUAAACUCGGGGAUACAAAUGUUAUUGACUUGAUUUUGUGCGCGAUGAGAGAAAGGAGAUUGCUUCCUGACUGUCUGUUAUUGGAGUAUGAUGAUGUUAUUAGGAAGUUUUGUGAAAUGGAGAAGUCGUAUGCAGCUGAAUUUUUGUUCAGUAGAGCACGCGAUGAGGGAGUUAAACUGGAAGAUGCAACAUUCGGGUGUAUGCUAAGAGCAUUUUGCAAAGGAGGGAGAGUAGAUGAAGCAAUUGGGUUGUAUCAGAUAAUUUCAAAGGAGAAUGUUGUGAUAAAAAAGAGUUAUUAUCAAGAAUUGGCCGAAAGUAUUUGCAAGGAAUCGCCCUCAGAACUUGCAAACCAAUUGUUGAUACGUUUAAUUACGAAAGGGUUUUUCCCUUCUGUAACAGGAGUUUCCAAGUUUAUGAUGAAGCUAGGUGAGAAAUUAGAUAAAUGGAACGAAGCAGAAGCUCUAUUGAGUGUAAUGUUACAAGCAGAUAUAGUGCCCGAUUCUGCUUGUUGUCGCGUAUUAGUUAAGAAUUACUGUUCUUCAGGUCAGAUUGAUUCGGCACUCUUAUUGCACAAUAAGUUGGAUAAAUCAGAUACAAUAUUAUGGGAUGUUACGACUUAUAAUAUACUCCUUCGUAAACUGAUUACAGAAGGGAGGGUUGAUGAAGCAGUAAAGAUAUUCGAGUUCAUGAGAAGUAAUAUUGUAGUGAAUAGGGCAAGCUUUUUAGUAAUGAUCAGCGGAUUGUAUCAAGUAAAGGAAAUGAGGAAAGCUAUGGAAGUUCAUGAUGACAUGUUAAGAAUGGGAUUCAAGCCGAGUUCAAAAACUUACAAAAGCUUGAUAUCUGUUUUUAGAUGAUGGCUUGAGAUUGCUACAUAACCAGCAAAGUAGCGGCUAUCCUGACUUGUUCCCUUCAUUGAACUUGAAGUAAAUUGGAGAAAUAUCCCUAUUUUCUUCAGAGUAGGAUAGUGAGAAAUAUCCCUAUUUAUAACUCUUGUUCUGUGCUGUUGUACAGUAGUGUUCUUUGCUUCUGCCGAGACCUAAGUUUUCAUGGAAGCACGUUGUUUUAUUCGGCGUUUGGAAAACGGAUAAGGAAGCUCUAGUUUUUCAGGACUUCUUUGUUGGUUUAAACUUUAGUGAUAUGUGAAUUGAUAGCCUGAAGUUUUACUAAUUGCAAUGUCAUAUUGUCAUCUACAAGUUUAAGAAUUUGUUAGGUAAGAAGUAAUGGGGUAUAUAAUAUUACUUUUCUUGCACAAAACCUUCAUAAUUUUCAUGUUAUCCCCGUUUCAUAAACACAUCUUAUCAGAAAUUCUUGGGCAACUUAGGAACACCUCUUUUUAGAUUACUGAUUUUUACCUCUAGGUUUUUCGUCUUUUGGACCUUUAGAUCUUCCCAUAGGUACUCUUAAUUUCUACCUAUACUUUUGAAAGGGAGACGAAUCUAAGGUUCAUUUCUUCUAAGCAAGGGGAUUUAAUACAUCUUCCUUCCCUGUUUUCCCAGAAGCUCAAUUUCAAACCGUGAAUACGGAGAUUUUUAAAUCCAUCUCAAACCUAAAGAAACUUCUGGCCUAGCUGAGUGGAUAACUUAAUUUCCUACAUCAUGUAUCACUGGCUUCGAGCUAUUCUUUGAUCAGUACUUUUUGUAUUUUUAAAGCCACAUUUUUCCAAAUUUAUCUUCGACAUUUCCGGUUACAAAAUUUAGCAUCUUCGUUGAACAACUCCAUCGCCAAGUUCUUCGACUUUGCCGUACCGAUCUGAAUCCAAGCCAUGUCACGAAUUACGAUGUCAACACUCCUCACGUUGUCGUCUCCCUCAUCGUCAUUUUCGCGGUGGAUAGUGUGGUUGUGUCCUUCAUCCCAACCAUCGAUUUCGACUCGGAGAAAGUCGGAUUCAUCCGCCGGCGAAGGGUCGGUGGAGUUCAGAUGUCUAGGUGGGGCGAUGUUGAGUAGGUGGAGGAGCGUCGUCUUCUUGCGCUACCAGAGCAGUAUGAAUGUUGUUCCUGAAUCUGCAGGGAGCCUUUGAGUCAAGGAUCUGUUUCAUUUUUGUGCAGGUAUCUCUUGUAUGUAAUGAAAGUGGGCACUCUAACAAAAGAUUGCUUGGAGCUUGUUCUGGAUUUGCUUAUGUCGGCUAUAAAAGCCAGGGUGAAGUAAGUAGUGAAGAAAUGCCAAAGAUGUACGUAAUGGAAGAAGUGACAAUGGUCGAACCAAACACAAACAUGGUGCAUAAUAAUGGGAAUAUUCAUAAACCAAAGAUGAUGAUAAUGCAAUUUGUUGAUCAACAAAAUAAUAAGGAAGCUAAUUCUAUGGCGGCAACAACCACGUCGACUACGUCGUCGUCGACUGAGUCUGGUCUGAGAUGCGCCGAUGAGGGCGAAUACUGUAACACCCUCUUUGGAAAUAGUUGUUGCCCUGGUAUUGAUUGUGUUCAAGGACCUUUUGUAGGUGGUAGGUGCCAUAAAUGGUAACUAAUUAAGAGCAUUAUAUAUAUAGCAUUAUAUAUGCUUAGUUUAGUAGACAAAUCAACGAAGUUGAACAUGUAAAUUAAAUAACGUGCACCAUAUAAGAUGUGCAUGUCUCUGUACGUGUGUAAGUUUAAUAAUAAUAAUAUCAUGAAAAAAAUAAAGACUAGCUUUCAUGAGAA